This is a messenger RNA of Ylistrum balloti, 1758 nucleotides long. Its product is annotated as periodic tryptophan protein 1 homolog. The coding region runs from base 99 to 1709 and encodes 536 amino acids. Gene Ontology annotation, biological process: rRNA processing. Gene Ontology annotation, molecular function: protein binding. Gene Ontology annotation, cellular component: nucleus. The record is from RefSeq and is a predicted model, not a curated record. Lineage: Eukaryota; Metazoa; Mollusca; Bivalvia; Pectinida; Pectinidae. The transcript is spliced from 15 exons.
CACAUGUGCUGAUCUUUGAUUAUUAUGAUUUCUUCUGCAGUGGCAGCUCUUCGGGAGUAGGAAACAAGUUUCAGCACUUCAUCAACUUCAGCACGAUUAUGAGUAUAAUACCAUGUCUAACGUGGGUAAAGCGAGGCGUCGCUAAAAAUACGCCAGAGAAAGUAAAACUGGACAAGGAGGACCUGAAGAGAAUCAUAGAAGAAACUAGAGAAGAAUUAGACGAAGAUGAACCAGCUGACACAUCAGAAGAGGAGGAAGAGGAGAAUGAAGGAGCUACAGGAGGGAAGAUGAUGAAGGCCCAAAAACUAGAAAAAGGGAAGAGGAUGCAUGAAGAUGAUGGAGGCAUGGAGGUUGAUGAUAUAGUAGACAGAUAUGGAUUAGACGAUUAUGAUGAUGAUGACAAUGAAGAUGCUCCGAAUCCCCUGAAAGGACUUGGUAACUUGGUGUACUAUACAAGCAAUGAUGAUGAUCCCUUCAUCACACUUAAAGAUGAGAAGGACAGUGAUGAUGAAGAGUAUGAGGUGAAGAACACAGACAAUAUGGUGGUGGUGGGUAAGGUGUCAGAAGAAAGCUGUAAUCUAGAUAUCUAUGUUUAUAACGAGGAGUAUGGUAACUUAUAUAUCCAUCACGAUGUCAUCCUAUCUACAUUUCCCCUGUGUGUGGAAUGGCUCAACUAUGAUGUUUGUGAUCAAGACACAGGUAAUUUUGUUGCUGUGGGAACCAUGGACCCAGUGAUAGAGAUCUGGGACCUAGACAUUGUUGACUCCCUGGAGCCAGUUGCUAUGCUGGGAAGCAAACCUUCAAAGAAAAAGAAGAAAAAAAUGAAAGGAGUGAUGGGCCACACAGACUCAGUUCUUGAUUUGUCCUGGAAUUCUAACAUAAGAAAUGUACUGGCUAGUGCAUCAGCAGACUUCACUGUGGGACUGUGGGACUUAAAUGAAGGCAAAAUUGUCACAUCAAUCACACAACAUAAAGAAAAGGUUCAGAGUAUAAAAUGGCAUCCAGUUGAAUCCCAAUCUCUGCUCUCUGGGUCAUUUGACAACACGGUGAAGGUGUAUGAUUGUCGGAGUCCUAAUGACACGUUCAAAAGCUGGAAUCUGGAUGGAGAGAUAGAGAGGGUCAUCUGGGACUCGUACUCUCCUCUCAACUUCUUUGCAAGUACUGACUCGGGGCGAGUGUACUACCUAGACUCGCGCACAGAUAAACCACUAUACACUCUCUCUGCACACAACAAGGCUGUAACAGGACUGGCACUGAGCAGCAGUGUUAAGGGCCUUCUGACCACGGCCUCUGCAGAUCAGUCACUCAAGGUGUGGGAUGUCCUUGACAACAAGCCCUCACUGAUCCUGGAAAAAGAUCUUAAAUUGAAUGAUCUACAUUGCUUGUGUGCCUGUCCAGAAGCUCCAUUUGUAUUUGCUGUUGGAGGAGAAAAGGAAUUAAGGGUUUGGGACAUAAGAAGCAGUGCUGCAGUCCGUAAGCACUUUUUCAAUCGUGCUCCCUCUGGUGUCACAAUGGAGGAUCUUGAUGAAGGGGAAACAACAGCUGCUUUUGAAAGCUUGGAUCUUGAUAAAGAUUCUGAUGCAGAAGAAAUGGAAGAACUCAUUGCAGGAUUUUCUGGAGCCCCCCAAACUACAGUAGCAGCAUCUGCCACUAAUUCAACGAAAAAGAAAAAGAAGAAGAAAAAGAAGCCUAAACAUAAACCGUCUUGAAAAUUCUUGUUGCAUAACUUUCACCAAAAAUAAAUUUUAUUAUUUAAUA